This is a messenger RNA of Soboliphyme baturini, 294 nucleotides long. The record is from the annotation of a GenBank genome assembly. NCBI's taxonomy places the organism in Eukaryota, Metazoa, Nematoda, Enoplea, Dioctophymatida, Soboliphymatidae.
AUGUUCUACUGUGCUUUAUGGCACUUUAGAGUCGGCCAAGCUUUAUGCUUGAACGGCAAAAACCCGAAUGCUAAUUUUGGCACCAAAGUUCUCAACGCCGGAAUUUCCAACCUCUCCCUUACAUGCAGAACCGAUCUGGCGAACAAAUUGCUGCAGAUCAGAAACCGUUUCCAGCAUUCGUGGCUUUCCAGAAAUAUGUCAAGCACGUUGCCCAACGUGCUAAAGAUUUUCGACAAUAUGUUUCGCCUGUUGUUGCCGCCAAAGUUAUCGGUUCUGGGCGAAAGUCUCCUGUGA